This is a messenger RNA of Helianthus annuus (common sunflower), 342 nucleotides long. RefSeq lists its product as uncharacterized. The record is from RefSeq and is a predicted model, not a curated record. Lineage: Eukaryota; Viridiplantae; Streptophyta; Magnoliopsida; Asterales; Asteraceae. The transcript has a single exon. Bases 1 to 342 code for a protein of 113 amino acids.
AUGGGAAACUAUAUGGAAACAUGCAUUCAAAGACAACCUUCUACACAAGAAACCUUACAACACCCACAACAACAACAACAACAACAACAAGAACAUGGGAAAACAAGUGGUACUUUCAGCAAAGAAAGUAGUACACUGAGGGUAAAAUUGGUAUUAACAAAAGAUGAGCUAGAGUGGCUAUUGCUACAAAUGAAGAAAGAUCAAGGGAAGAAACUGGAACAAAUGUUGAAGGAGAUUGAAAGAAGUAGAAUAAGAGGAGAAAGUGUUGCAAAGUGGAAACCUUGUUUAGAGAGCAUCAUGGAGAGCCCUGAGGUUCAACAUCACAUGGAUAGAUCAUCAUGA